AUGGCGACAGGCACGCUCCUCUCGCACCUCCCCUUCUCGCCGCAUAUCCGCCCCCUCCACGCGGCAACAUAUCUCCUCGGCGUCUCUCUCUUCUCAAUCUCCUUCCUCGUCUUCCUCAACAGCUCCGUCUCCUUCGUGGUGACAGACCUCCUCCACAUCGCCCCGCCAAUCGGUAACAUUGUCGGCACCCUCGGCUUCGCCGACGAGCUCGUGGCCAUCGUGGCCGCCCCCGUGUGGGGCGUACUGUCCGACGGGCCGCUCGGCACGCGUGGCGUCGCCGUGACGGGCUUCAUGAUCAUUGCGGCGUCGCUGGUGGUCUUUGUGAAUGUGCCGAGCGUGUAUCCGGGGCUUCUCCUCGCGCGCAUGUUCUUCUCGGUCGGCGCCGCGGCAGUGGCCACGAUGGUGUCUGCGAUCCUCCCGGAAAUGACAGCGUCCCCGCUACCGCCGCCGUCGUCGUCGUCGUCGUCUCCGCCGGCUGCCCUCCCGCGCGGCCGUAUUGCAACGCCGCCGCCGUCGGAGCUGCCGACGCCGGUGCCGCCGGAUGUUGAGGCUGCUGCUGCUGCUGCGGCGGCGACGACGGCACGGCGACACCCGACGGGGAAGCUGGCGGGGCUGGUGGGGCUGUUUACAGGGCUUGGGGCGCUGCUGGCGCUCGGUGCUUUUCUGCCGCUGCCGACGCAUUUCGAGGGUGGUCCGGGGGGAAGGGAGGAGGCGGUCAGGAGGGCGUUUUAUAGUGUUGCGUUGGUAGCGUUGGCGGUAGGGGUGUGGUGUUUGUUGGGGCUACCGGCGCCGGUGCAGCAGACGGUGCAAGAGGAGGAGCAGGUGUCUCUAGGGUUCCGGGCGAAGCAGUGGUUGUGGACGAAGGUUUGGGGGGGCGAUCCGGCGGUGCUGGAGCCGCCAGUGUCCCCGGGGUCGUGUUCGAGCCGGAAGAGCGGUGGUGGUCGAGGGAGUGACCAUAGCGGAAGUGGUGGUGGUGGUGGCAGCGGCGGCGGCGGAGGGCUCGUGUCGUUGAAAGCCGCGGUGAGGGCCGGGCUGUAUGAUAGCCGCAUUGCACUCUCGUAUCUGGGCGGCUUUGUGGCCCGCUCCACAAGUGUCGGUAUAUCGCUAUUCAUCCCGCUGUUUGUCAACCACUACUUCAUCGUCAGCGGCAAGUGCCCUCCCGACUCACAGGACGACCCGAAGCACGGCUGCCGCAAGGCGUAUCUGCUCGCUGCGGCGCUGACGGGCAUGUCGCAGCUGAGCGCGCUGCUGUGCGCGCCGCUGUUUGGCUACUGGAGCGACCAUCCGCCGUUUGGCUCUCACCGGAACACGCCGCUUAUACUGAGCGGGGUGCUCGGCGUGGCGGGAUUUGGGGGGUUCGCCAUGGCGCGGGUUGCGGAGAUGUCGCCGGGGGUUGUGGCGUGUGUGGUGUUGAUGGGGGUGGCCCAGAUUGGCGGCAUUGUGGGCUCUCUGGGCGUUAUGGGGCGGGGCAUCGUCGAGGAGGAAGAGAUCGAGGAGAUGGGCGAGGAGGAGUAUGUGUACGAUGAGGAUGCGCGGGAGAUUGGCGAAGAGGAGCCAUUGCUGAGGAGGAGGGACAGCGGUGGGAGUGGUGGAGCGGAGAGCGGGAUCGCGGUGACGGGGAGGGGGAGGAGGAGGAGGAGGAGGAGGGACGUCAAGGGCGGGAUUGCGGGCGUGUAUAGUUUGUGCGGUGGGGCGGGCAUUCUGGCACUGACAAAGCUGGGCGGGUGGGGCUUUGAUGCCGUGAGCGUUGGAUGGCCGUUCUGGAUGCUGGCAUCGUUUGAGGGAAUGCUGGUUGUGGGCGCGGUGGCUGAGGCCGUGUGGGGGCGGAAGUAG
Molecule: messenger RNA, 1833 nt
Organism: Morchella importuna
Lineage: Eukaryota; Fungi; Ascomycota; Pezizomycetes; Pezizales; Morchellaceae
Exons: 1
Coding region: 1-1833 (610 amino acids)
Source: RefSeq, a predicted model, not a curated record